Molecule: messenger RNA, 1266 nt
Organism: Lodderomyces theae
Lineage: Eukaryota; Fungi; Ascomycota; Pichiomycetes; Serinales; Debaryomycetaceae
Gene: WRS1
Product: tryptophan--tRNA ligase
Exons: 1
Coding region: 1-1266 (421 amino acids)
Biological process (GO): tryptophanyl-tRNA aminoacylation
Cellular component (GO): cytoplasm
Molecular function (GO): ATP binding; tryptophan-tRNA ligase activity
Source: RefSeq, a predicted model, not a curated record
AUGUCAGUCGAAGAUAAAGUAGCAGAUUUGAAGCUCCAAGAUGAGAGUGAACAAAAAAUCACACCAUGGGAAGUAGAAGGAGCUGUUGUUGAUGGGAAAUCACAGGGCAUUGAUUAUGAAAAAUUGAUCAAACAAUUUGGAACUAAAGCCAUUACUCUGGAAACUUUGACUAGGUUCAAAGAAGUUACUGGACAUGAACCACAUCCGUUCUUGAAGCGUGGGGUUUUUUUUUCCGAAAGAGAUCUACACAAGAUAUUGGAUUUGUAUGAACAUGGUGAACCAUUCUUUUUGUAUACGGGAAGAGGGCCAUCAUCCGACUCGAUGCAUUUGGGCCAUAUGAUUCCAUUUGUUUUCACCAAAUGGUUGCAAGACGUAUUUGAUGUUCCGUUGGUGAUUGAGUUGACCGAUGACGAAAAGUUUUUGUUUAAACCUAAAUUGACCAUUGAUGAUGUCAAGAAUUUCUCAGUGGAAAACGCCAAAGAUAUCGUUGCCGUGGGGUUCAAACCAGAAAACACAUUUAUAUUUUCAGAUUUGCAGUACAUGGGUGGUGCUUUUUAUGAAAAUGUUGUUAGAACAUCGCGUCAGAUCACAACUUCAACAGCAAAAGCAGUUUUUGGAUUCACUGAUACCGAUUGUAUUGGAAAAAUUCAUUUUGCUAGUAUUCAAAUUGCAACUGCAUUUCCUUCGUCAUUCCCUGAUGUCUUGGGAUUACCACCCAAAACCCCUUGUUUAAUCCCCUGUGCUAUUGACCAAGAUCCGUAUUUCAGGGUGUGCAGAGACGUUGCUGAUAAGUUAAAGUUCUCCAAGCCAGCCUUAAUUCAUGCCAAAUUCUUUCCGGCAUUACAAGGUGCUUCAACAAAAAUGUCUGCUUCUGACACCUCGUCUUCGAUAUUCAUGGGUGAUUCUGCAAAACAAAUACAGAAAAAGAUUAAUAAAUUUGCAUUUUCAGGAGGUCAGGCAUUGAUGGAAGAUCACCGCAAGUAUGGAGGAAAUGUUGACGUUGAUGUUGCAUACCAAUACUUGUCAUUUUUCAGUUACGAUGAUGAAAAGUUGGAGAAAUUGGCUGAAGGUUAUAGAAAAGGUGAAAUACUAUCGGGUGAAAUGAAAAAGGAAUGUAUUACUGUCUUGCAAGAGUUUGUGGGUGCUUAUCAAGAGAGAAGAAGUAAGGUUGAUGACCAAGUUGUUGAGAAAUUCAUGAAACCUCAUAAGUUGGUUUAUGGUCAGCAAGAAAGGAAAGUUGCACCAAAACAAAGACAAAAGAAGUAG